CUACACGUUUGUCCUCUCUUUGAGACAGGGUAGUACAUUUAAUAAAGCAGCUGAUCCUGGAGCACUUCUUACGGUUCUCAUUGGUGCUCCAAGUAAAGCCUACUGCAGACGGCUGCUUCAGGAGCAGGAACGAGCUGCGUGAGCUGUCCCGGCGACCGAGCAUGGCAGAGUCUGGAACCUCAGUGACCAGAGGGCUCGAUGUGAACCCUCAUUUUCGGACAGUCUUUGAGCCUUCAAUUUCAGACAAUAAAAGUCAAUCAGAAACUGAACCAGCAGAGAAUAGCUACGUUAUUCCGAUCCACCUCCGCCCGGACCUGCUUCUUACCUGCGCUGACCUAGUAAACUCCGAGUGGCAGAGGAGCCAGACUGCCCGCGUUCACUCCCUGCAGAAAUCCUGCCCGGAUUUCCCCAUCUGCCUAGUUCUCCUGCAGGGUCCCAGAGACACUGAGAAGCUGCUUGGUCAUGCCCGUCUCUCAAGAGUCAUAGGCCAUAGCCACAGCCUGUUUGUGGAGUCGGUGGUCGUAUCGAAGGCGGAGAGAGGGAAAGGCUACGGGCGAACUCUGAUGGAGAAGACUGAGUGCUACGCCAAACGACGAGGGUUCAUGCGAUUGUGCUUGACCACCCACAAUAAGCAGCACUUCUAUGCCCACCUUGGCUACAAGCUAUCAACGCCGGUGCAAAACUCUGGAGCAUUGGCCUCGUUUGUUCCUAAGGAGAGUCUACUCAGGUUUUCCAGGAUCCCUUAUGAAGAAGUUAACAUAAAAAUACAGAAACUAGAAAAAGACAGCCCGGUUGGGAAUAUAAGACCUCCUCCACCUUCUUCCAUACUUCCACCACCUGCAACCUCCUCCAUACCUCCACCGCCUCCUCCGCCUCCUCCUAUCCCACCUCCAGCUGAAAGAGCACCUGUGAUUCAGAGUCUUACAGAAACCACCUACAGAGAUGCCAAGGGAGCAUCCAUUUUUUGGAUGCACAAAGAUCUCUGAAGGACACCUCUGGGGUUAAACAGUCGAAAAAAGAAACAAAUGGAGGAAGGUUCGGGAGAAAAUUCUGGCAUCAAUUUGUUACAUCAUGUACUGUCCUAAACAACUCAACAUCCAACAGAUGGACUAUGUUCUUCCAUUUUUUUUUCAGCACUGAAAAGCAGUGAGAUACGGUUUUAUGUGAACCGCAAACAAAUGAAAUGAAUUAAAAUUCAA
Molecule: messenger RNA, 1199 nt
Organism: Syngnathus typhle (broad-nosed pipefish)
Lineage: Eukaryota; Metazoa; Chordata; Actinopteri; Syngnathiformes; Syngnathidae
Product: N-alpha-acetyltransferase 80
Exons: 2
Coding region: 162-986 (274 amino acids)
Biological process (GO): protein acetylation
Cellular component (GO): cytoplasm
Molecular function (GO): acetyl-CoA binding; N-acetyltransferase activity
Source: RefSeq, a predicted model, not a curated record